This is a messenger RNA of Rhodamnia argentea, 1293 nucleotides long. Its product is annotated as E3 ubiquitin-protein ligase APD2-like. The coding region runs from base 402 to 860 and encodes 152 amino acids. The transcript is spliced from 5 exons. The record is from RefSeq and is a predicted model, not a curated record. Lineage: Eukaryota; Viridiplantae; Streptophyta; Magnoliopsida; Myrtales; Myrtaceae.
UUCCUUUCCUUCUUCUGGGUCUCUUCCAGAAUCGCGCACUCGCCAAUCAGAAAGCGCUUUCUUCACCGUUCUUCUUCGACUUCUUCUUACCAUUCCCAAAGGCACAACUUUCGUUCACAGAUUCAGAGACACUGGUCAAAUCUUGAGCUCAUUUGGGCGCGCAAGAAGGGAGGUCCGGCUUAAUCUUCUCUGUUUCUUGAACCAAUUCUAACUUAUCAUCGGGAGGCGACGCUUGAGAUGGUUCGCAUUGUCAUCGGGAGUUGGCUCUCCAAGAAAGAUUUAGAAAGCUCGACGCCUAUAGCGGAGGCGGUCUGACGCAAUGCAGUCCGUUUUUCAGGUCCGGAGUUGAACUUCGAGAACAAUAGAGAAGGGGCGGCAGCGGAGGCUAGAGGAGCGACAGCAUGUGUUCCACGAACGAUGAACUGGCUGAAUUGUGCUUUGCAUUUACGUUCUUGGCCCGGUUAGUCGCCUACAUCGCGGUAUUGGCACUGCUCGUGUUCAUCGUUUUCGCGAUCAUGAGAUACCUGGACAGCUGGGAGGACGAGAGCCCUGCAGAGCGGGAGCCGGCGCCGACCGAGACGACCCCGAUACCUGCAUUCAAGCCGCCGCGGUCGGCUUACGGGACGUGCGAGGAGGAGGACAUAGAAACCGGCAGCUGCGGGAGCAGCUCGUCGGAGGAGCUGUACGACGGGAGGAUUUGCGUGAUCUGCUACGACGAGGAGAGGAAUUGCUACUUCGUUCCUUGCGGCCAUUGCGCUACCUGCUAUGACUGUGCUCAGAGGAUCUUUGAUGGAGAAAGCAAGGCCUGCCCUGUUUGCAGGAGACCCAUCAGGAAAGUGAGGAAGUGGUUCACCUCUUGAGAUGAAACGCCGUCGUUUUUCUUUUUCCUUUUUUUCGUGUUUUAUAGCGACGAUUUUGGAGGAAUUUUUUUGGUCCUUGGCUUGAGUUAUUUAGGAUUGAAAUUGAUGAUUGCCCACACCACUUCGAGUUCAUGAUCAUUGAGAUUUUGCAUGUCACUGGCAGAGGUCAACUGUUUGUGGGAACUUCCAAGUGUACAGACGGGCCGUAAGGCCCAAAGAAAAUGUGGGCUCUAAGGCCCAAUGAAAAUGUGGGCCCUAAGCCCACAAGUCAGCAGGUGACUGAAAAAAAUAUGACCAACGAAGUAUAAGCCUCAGCUCAAUUGAAACACACACUCUUCGCUUCUUUCGGCUGUCUGUAGCUAUGUACAUUCCAUUUGACUUUUCCGGGGGCAAAAAGAAUGCACCCUCUUCGAAUUUUUGGUACUGAAGAGGG